Castor canadensis (American beaver) is the source of this 5760-nucleotide messenger RNA. It is a transcript of the gene Pax7, whose product is annotated as paired box 7. The record is from RefSeq and is a predicted model, not a curated record. Lineage: Eukaryota; Metazoa; Chordata; Mammalia; Rodentia; Castoridae. Gene Ontology annotation, molecular function: DNA-binding transcription factor activity, RNA polymerase II-specific; RNA polymerase II cis-regulatory region sequence-specific DNA binding. Gene Ontology annotation, biological process: regulation of transcription by RNA polymerase II; anatomical structure development.
AAAGAGGCGUGGAGAGGAGGGAGGAGGAGGGAGUCCGACCGCGAGCGAGAGAAUAAAUAUAUAAAUAAAGACCAAAAAGAAAUCCACUCCUUAGCCUCUCAGCUCAGGAACUUUGGCCCCGAGCGCGACAGCCAGUGGCUAGCCAGUCGGCUCUGGGGGCCCGGAUCCCGCCGCGUCCCAGCCCGGCCUGGUCGCCCAGUUCUGCUCGGCGCGUCAUCCCGCACAACUUCUAGUCGAGCCCGGCCGGCGGAGGCGGACUUGGGGUUGGAGUGUUUGUUUGUUUGAACUUCCUUGUCGCCACCUUCCCUCCCCGCCAGCCUCCGCCCCCCACCUCACCCCCCUCCCUAGCUUCUGGACGGGAACCACUGCAGCCGGGUGGGGUGGGGUGGGGGGGUUAGGGAGUGUGCGUGGAGGGAGGGGGAAGAGGUUAAGGGGGGGAAAAAAAGAAGAAGGAAAGAAAGAUCGCAGCAGGGGUAAAGGGAGCGGACGAGAAGCGAUUUUUGCCGACUCUGGAUUCGUCCCUGGCGUGCGCAAGAAUGGCGGCCCUUCCCGGCGCGGUACCGAGAAUGAUGCGGCCGGCUCCGGGGCAGAACUAUCCCCGCACGGGAUUUCCUUUGGAAGUGUCCACUCCACUUGGCCAAGGCCGGGUCAAUCAGCUUGGCGGAGUCUUCAUCAACGGGCGACCCCUGCCAAAUCACAUCCGCCACAAGAUAGUGGAGAUGGCCCACCAUGGUAUCAGGCCCUGUGUCAUCUCCCGCCAGCUGCGUGUCUCCCAUGGCUGUGUCUCCAAGAUUCUCUGCCGCUACCAGGAGACCGGGUCCAUCCGGCCUGGGGCCAUUGGCGGCAGCAAGCCCAGACAGGUGGCGACCCCGGACGUGGAGAAAAAGAUCGAGGAGUACAAGAGGGAGAACCCGGGUAUGUUCAGCUGGGAGAUCCGUGACCGCCUGCUGAAGGAUGGCCACUGUGACCGCAGCACGGUACCCUCAGUGAGUUCGAUUAGCCGCGUGCUAAGAAUCAAGUUCGGGAAGAAAGAGGAGGACGACGAAGGGGACAAGAAGGAGGACGAUGGCGAGAAGAAGGCCAAGCACAGCAUCGACGGCAUACUGGGCGACAAAGGGAACCGACUGGACGAGGGCUCAGACGUGGAAUCAGAGCCUGACCUCCCGCUGAAGCGCAAGCAGCGUCGCAGUCGGACCACGUUCACAGCUGAGCAGCUGGAGGAGCUGGAAAAGGCCUUCGAGAGGACCCACUACCCCGACAUCUACACACGCGAGGAGUUGGCGCAGAGGACCAAGCUGACUGAGGCACGCGUCCAGGUAUGGUUCAGUAACCGCCGUGCCCGUUGGCGUAAGCAAGCAGGAGCCAACCAGCUGGCUGCAUUCAACCACCUUCUACCAGGAGGCUUUCCUCCCACUGGCAUGCCCCCGCUGCCCCCGUACCAGCUGCCGGAUUCCACCUACCCCACCACCACCAUCUCCCAGGAUGGGGGCAGCACUGUGCACCGGCCACAGCCCCUUCCACCGUCCACCAUGCACCAGGGUGGACUGGCUGCGGCUGCUGCAGCUGCCGACACCAGCUCUGCGUAUGGAGCCCGUCACAGCUUCUCCAGCUACUCCGACAGCUUCAUGAAUCCGGGGGCUCCCUCCAACCACAUGAACCCAGUCAGCAAUGGCCUGUCUCCUCAGGUGAUGGGCAUCUUGAGUAACCCCAGUGCGGUGCCUCCGCAGCCGCAGGCCGACUUCUCCAUCUCCCCGCUGCACGGCGGCCUCGACUCAGCCUCCUCCAUCUCAGCCAGCUGCAGCCAGCGGGCAGACUCCAUCAAGCCUGGUGACAGCCUGCCCACCUCCCAGUCCUACUGCCCGCCCACCUACAGCGCCACCGGCUACAGCGUGGACCCCGUGGCUGGCUACCAGUACGGCCAGUACAGCCAGACUGCUGUUGAUUACCUGGCCAAAAAUGUGAGCCUGUCCACACAACGUCGCAUGAAGCUUGGGGAGCAUUCCGCUGUGCUAGGACUCCUCCCUGUGGAAACCGGCCAGGCCUACUAGGGCCCCUGGGGCGACUUGCCCCAGCCCAACCCCUCCUGACCCCUGAAAUUCCCUGCCUCAGUCCUCUCCAUGCCCCAGGGUCACAGGAGGCCAGGAAAGAAGCCCACUCCCUUCUCACAAGCAGCUCCCUGGAGAUGUGCAGUCAGUGUUGUCCUUCACCUGUGGCUAGACGCCCCAACUGGACCCUUGGAGCCUGCGUCUCCCUUUGUCCCCAGGAGGGCUCCUGGCCAGCCUGCAGUGCUCCCAACUCAAAUCCACUGUGGCCUCAGUGCCAACUCACCCUGGAAUCUGAGGCUCAUCCCAAAUGGCACACCUUGGCAUCCAGAUGGAUGGGGCCUGAGAUCAGGUCCUAGUGCCCUUUGCACCCAAAUCCUUUGGUGCCCUGGCCAGAGGUACAGGUGGAGUCCCGAGGCUGCAAGAUCUGUGAGCCCCCCCAAUGUGGGUCUCUGGCUUACUGACAGAAACACAAGCCCUUCCUCCUCUGGACACUGGGAUUCCAGUCCCCCCUGGGGGAUUGGCAGCAGGGCAGUCUCAGCUCUACCAAGAAUCAGAAGGACUCAGGACUCCCCCCUACACCCCUGCUUGUGUCAGGAAACCUAGCUCUGGUAGGAGAUGAGGGAGACCAGGAAGAGGCUCUGCCAGGGAGCGGGUAGGAACAGCGCGUGGGGCUUGUCAGCCAUGGGCUGGUCCAGGGUACCAGUUCUCAGCUCAGGCACCGGGAGGUAGAGGGCUCUUAGGCUAAAGCCUGAUUCUAAACUCACCCACUGCAUCAGGGUCUGGGAUGCAAGCAGAACCUUUUGGUUUCCUCGAUGGAACAGAGGGGAAAGUCUUAAGGCCACUGAGUGAAGGCGCACAGGGCUGGUUCUGGGGGGCUUCCCUCUGCGUGGUCCUCUUGCCUGUGAGCUGCCAGCCCUUGAGCCGAAGGCCUUAGCUCUCAGCCUCCAAGUUCACAGCCCGAAAGUUGAGACUCUGCACUCUGCCUCCCAACGAGACCAGACCCCAUCUUGCACAUACAUGUCCUCUAGGAGGGGACUUUGUCUUCCUGUGUGCCAGCUCCUUGGCCCUGUCUGAGUGCAGAGGGCUUCUUGUGGCACUUUCGACCAGGGAGGGCAGCCCAUCCCCAAAGACUAUCUAUUCCCCUUGGCAUUUUGGUGGGGGGCAUGUCCCUGUUCCACCCAAUCAAGUUGACUGGCUCCUGGGCCAAGAGGCUUCAGUCUCCCGAUUGGAUGCCUUGAUCUGGGGCACAUGCGGCCAGUUUUCAAGCUACCACCUCCUAGCAGAGGAAGACACCAAAAGGUCUAGAGGCAAGAGAAAGGGCACCUUCCUUGAGCCCUUGAGGGGCUCCCUCAAGCUCCAUUCUCUUUAAGCGCUGGGAUCUUUGGGGGAUGGGUCAGGCCCCCAAUUUUCCUCCCCAGAGCUCUUUACCUGUUGAUCACACUUUUAUUCAUCUUCACCAUGACCAUCACUACAGUCUGCACUUGGAUCUCCUUCUCCAUGUGCUGCUGGGUAUGGGGCACUUGUAAUGGGAGGUACGGCAUGGAACCCACCAACAUUGGACCCAAUUGCUUGUCUCCACCUGGACACAUGAGGCCACUUGUAUGCUCAGCCAGCAAGACAUUCCUGGAGGGAAGGGCUGCUGCUUUGGGAGCUCAUCUGAGUUUCUUCUUCCUGGGGGGCUGGGUUGACAAGAUGCUGGGGCACUUAUCUGCAUGGACAUUUCCUGUGUGACAAAUGCUCACCUGUUUCUCAUCUUCAGACCUGGUCAUAUCAAGCCUGUCCCAGGCUGUGACCCGGAUGGCUUAUGUCUAUGGUUUAGAGGAACCUAUUAAGAACUGAGGACAGACUCUUUGGUAGCAAUGGGCACCAGAUAGAUGUGGCUUACCAAGUUCAGCCAAGGUUUCAUUGGAGCAUCCACUACAAAGACUUUGGGUUCUUCAUGCUCUGACCAAAAGGGAAGAGCAUAUUGUUCCUGGGAAACCCAGUUCACAUUUCUGUAGCUGUCGCAGCUAGAAAGCAGUCCUUUUGAAAGACCAACCGCAUCUUCGUGCACAUUCCUGGAGACAUGGCUCAGAGUGUGUCUGAGUCUCUUUCUAUCCUAUGUGAGUCAGGAGCAGGGAUCUUAAGCAGGUAACCUCAAAACUGCCAGCCCACCCUAAGAGUCAGCUUUCUAAGGCUAGGACCAACCCCAAUUAUCUACCCCUAUGGCAAAAUGGAACCAAGACCUGCUUGGAAGUAAACCAAAUGUUUUCUCCUUAUGUCCAACACCUCUGAAGUUCUCCCAAGCCACCAUCUUGGCACAAAUGGGACUUAUUUUUUUGAUGGGCCCUUGACCUCAGUAGAUUUUUUUCCCCUAAAACCCCAUGUAUUCAUAAGUAGCCAACUCAGUCUAUGAAGUUCAGUUUGGGGCCAGUAGCUCUCAGCUUCAACAGAGAGCUGAUGUGGGUUGGACAAGAAACACAAGGCCUCAAUCUCUUUGGGGUUGACCACAGCCUAAAAGGCCUGAAUUCCAGUGGCCAGGACAGCCCAGAAAUAACCUCCCCAUCCCUGUAAAUAGAGCCCAUAGCAAGAUAAGAGAUGUCUCCUCCAACUUAUCCCUAGUAGCUACUGGUCCUACCCAUGGGGCCCUUCUUCUGAGCUCAUGUACAUUAGUUGGAAAUGUGGUGAUGUGCUGUUUGUUUAUAGGAAGUUGGCUUUUUACAUAUAAAUAUAUAUACUAAAAAAAGGAAAGAAACCCCCACAGUGUGUGUCGUGCUAGUGCCAGGGACCAUCUGUAGGGCUAUAUCUGCAUAUUAUGUGUUUCAAAUUAUACAUUCCAGGCUCGAUUGGCUUUUCAUUUUUGUUGCUUUUUUGUUGCUUUUUCAUUUGAUAUUUCUCUCUUGCUAUGAAGAAAAAAGAAGUGAUGUGUAAGAACCAAGGUAUGCUUUUAUACUCUUUAUUUUUGACUUGCUUCACUUUUCCUGUUCUUUUGCCAGAGGAAACAGAGAAAUAGGGGAGUAAGAGAGAAGGAGAGAAGAAUGAGAAAAGGUUGGAUUAGGAAGCAAAUGAAAAGGUCAGACUUACAGUCUUGACAAUGUCUGGAGAACAGGACAGGUCCUGGACUUUGAGCCCUCCAUCAAAACCCAGUGUUGUUUUGGAUGGAGCUGGUGAGACAUUUUGAGAUGUGGACCCUGGACCUGAGUGAGAAACUCUACAAUUGCCAACUAAAAAGACUUUCUCUGGGAUCCUAUCUCGUCAGACUCCUGAACGUGUUUUUUCCCAUUGGACACUUUUUAGGGUACACAAGUCUUCUCUCCUUCCUUCCUACAGAAGCACCAAGCCAAGACCAAAAUGGGGGGUACUCAGGCCGCCAUCUUUAAAUGCUCCAAGACAUCCAAGUAUUUAAUGUUUCUUCUGUCACCACUGACAUGGUCAACCCCCUACUGGGAAAUACCCACAUAGUGCUCUAGAACAUUCCUUCUUCCUAGUACCCACAACGUUGUUGCUUCAGUGUUUGACUCACAGCCAUUAUCCUCCAUGCGGGAGUGAGUGUGUGUGAGGGGGUGAGUGGGGUGCGCAUGAGGGCGCGUGUUUAAAUAUAAUCGCACCAUAAUUUAUUCAGCUAUAUGGAGUCGUAGACUAGAAGAGAAACUGGUAUUUGCUUUAACUACCUGCUGCUUGUAAGCGCUGCCUCUGUAACUCAGGCGUAACUGUUAUACAUUAAAACAAAUUAAAA